Molecule: messenger RNA, 1506 nt
Organism: Gekko japonicus
Lineage: Eukaryota; Metazoa; Chordata; Lepidosauria; Squamata; Gekkonidae
Gene: ASL
Product: argininosuccinate lyase
Exons: 16
Coding region: 57-1451 (464 amino acids)
Cellular component (GO): cytosol
Molecular function (GO): argininosuccinate lyase activity
Source: RefSeq, a predicted model, not a curated record
CACGCAUUUUGCAAAGGUCUCUUUCUAGAGGAAAGUGAAGGCAAGAGACUCCAGACAUGGCAUCUGAGGGUGAUAAACUGUACGGCGGGAGGCUUGUCGGAAGCUUGGACCCCAUCAUGGAGAAGCUGAAUGCCUCAAUCCUGGUUGAUCAGCGCCUGGCGGAGGUUGAUAUCCGUGAAAGUAUCGCUUAUGCCAAGGUCUUGGAGAAGGCCGGGAUUCUAUCCAGGGCUGAACUGGACAAGAUCAUCAGUGGCCUAGAGAAGAUUUCGGAAGAGUAUUCCAAGGGCUCCCUCAUGAUUUCCAAAACCGAUGAGGAUAUCCACACUACCAUUGAACGCCGGCUCAAGGAGAUCAUUGGCGAUGUGGCCGGGAAGCUCCACACCGGACGCAGCAGAAAUGACCAAGUGGUGACCGACUUGAGGAUGCUGAUGAAGAGCUCUAUCUCCAUGCUGUCCACCCACCUGCAACAGCUCAUCCGCACUCUCCUGGAACGUGCCUCUGCUGAAAUCGAUGUGAUCUUUCCUGGCUACACUCACAUGCAAAGGGCUCAGCCAAUCAGAUGGAGCCAUUUCUUAGUCAGCCAUGCAGUCGCUUUGACCAGGGAUUCUGAGCGCCUGAUGGAGGUGAAGAGAAGGAUCAACGUCCUGCCACUGGGAAGUGGUGCUUUGGCAGGUAACCCCCUGAACCUUGACCGUGAAUUUCUCCGUAAAGAACUGGACUUCUCUUCGAUCAGCAUCAACAGCAUGGAUGCCGUUAGCGACCGGGACUUUGUGGUGGAGUUUUUGUCUACUGCUUCCCUGAUCAUGAUCCAUCUGAGCCGUUUGUCAGAAGAUUUGAUCAUAUAUAACACUAAAGAGUUCGGAUUCAUCACCCUCUCGGAUUCUUACUGCACCGGAAGCAGCCUGAUGCCCCAGAAGAAGAACCCGGACAGCCUCGAACUGAUCCGCAGCAAGGCCGGCCGCGUGUUUGGAAGGACUACUGGACUCUUCAUGGUUCUGAAAGGACUUCCCAGUGCUUACAACAAGGACUUGCAGGAAGAUAAGGAAGCUGUGAUCGAUGUCAUCGACACCCUGAAUGCUGUGCUCCAGGUGACCACCGGCGUGAUCUCCACUCUCCAGAUCAACAAGGAUGCUAUGGAGAGGGCCCUCAGCUCUGACAUGCUUGCUACGGACCUUGCCAACUACCUGGUCCGCAAAGGGAUGCCAUUUAGACAAGCCCACAUGGCCGUCGGAAAAGCAGUCCACUUAGCCGAGAGCAAGGGAGUGACCCUUAAUCAUCUAUCCACUGAGGACUUCAAGAGCAUCACCCCCAUGAUGGGAAGCGACAUCUCCCAGGUCUUCAACCACCAACACAGCGUGGAGCAAUACACCUCCCCCGGAGGCACGGCCAAGAGCAGCGUGACCACCCAGAUCGAGCAAGUGAAGGAGAUGCUCAAGAGACAGAAGGAAUAAAGUUUUGCGUGUGGGGAAGCUAUCCCAGUGCUGCGGGUUUCUGCUUGUCGCGUUU